Messenger RNA from Lathyrus sativus (Indian pea), 1800 nucleotides. The record is from the annotation of a GenBank genome assembly. NCBI's taxonomy places the organism in Eukaryota, Viridiplantae, Streptophyta, Magnoliopsida, Fabales, Fabaceae.
AUGGGUCAGUGUUACGGCAAGACUAUCCCCGGCGCCGGUAACGAUAGCGAUAACCACCAUGGCCAAAACACAACCACUAUAAUUGCCGCCACCGAGUUUCAUCCUUCUCCGCUACCGUCUUCCGCCAACGGGAUUCCGUCUCUGAAAACUACUCCAGCUAGGUCCUCCUCGCACGCUAGUCCGUGGCCUAGUCCUUAUCCUCAUGGCGUCAACCCGAGUCCCUCGCCAGCUAGAGCCUCCACGCCGAGGAGAUUCUUCCGGCGGCCGUUUCCGCCACCUUCUCCGGCCAAGCAUAUAAGGGAGUCGUUGGCGAAGAGGCUGGGGAAGGGGAAGCCCAAGGAGGGACCGAUACCGGAGGAGCGUGGCGUGGGGGAAGUGGAUUCGCAGUCGCUUGAUAAGAGCUUUGGGUAUAGUAAGAAUUUUGGAGCUAAGUAUGAGUUAGGGAAAGAAGUGGGACGAGGGCAUUUUGGUCAUACUUGUUCUGCUAGGGCAAAGAAAGGUGAUCUCAAAGAUCAACCUGUUGCUGUUAAGAUCAUUUCCAAGUCCAAGAUGACCACAGCAAUAGCAAUUGAAGAUGUUCGAAGGGAAGUGAAGCUGUUGAAGGCUCUGUCAGGCCAUAAACAUCUUAUCAAAUUUCACGAUGCCUGUGAGGAUGCCAAUAAUGUCUACAUAGUUAUGGAAUUGUGUGAAGGUGGGGAGCUUCUUGACCGAAUUUUGUCAAGAGGAGGAAGGUAUACCGAGGAGGAUGCAAAAGCUAUUGUUUUGCAGAUUCUAAGUGUAGCUGCCUUUUGUCAUCUUCAAGGUGUUGUGCAUCGUGACCUGAAGCCUGAGAAUUUCCUUUUCACUUCAAGAAGUGAAGAUGCUGAUAUGAAGCUUAUUGAUUUUGGUCUGUCUGACUUCAUUAGACCAGAGGAGCGAUUGAAUGACAUUGUUGGGAGUGCAUAUUAUGUUGCACCUGAGGUCCUCCACAGGUCUUACAGUGUGGAAGCAGAUAUAUGGAGUAUUGGUGUUAUCACCUUCAUCUUAUUAUGUGGAAGCCGUCCAUUCUGGGCACGAACAGAGUCUGGAAUCUUUCGUACAGUUCUCAGAGCUGAUCCUAACUUUGAUGAUCUACCUUGGCCAUCCGUGUCUCCAGAAGGCAAGGACUUUGUUAAAAGGCUCCUUAACAAGGACUACCGAAAAAGAAUGACGGCUGCUCAAGCUCUAACUCACCCUUGGUUGAGGGAUGAAAGCCGCCCUAUCCCUUUAGAUAUACUGAUUUAUAAGUUGGUGAAAUCUUAUCUUCACGCAACACCAUUCAAACGGGCAGCACUGAAGGCUCUUUCAAAAGCAUUGACAGAGGACCAGCUAGUGUAUCUUAGAGCACAAUUCAGAUUGUUGGAACCAAAUAGAGACGGGCAUGUCUCCCUCGACAACUUUAAAAUGGCUCUUGCACGCCAUGCAACUGAAGCCAUGAGGGAAUCAAGGGUUCUUGACAUCAUACAUACGAUGGAACCGCUUGCCUAUAGAAAGAUGGAUUUCGAAGAAUUUUGUGCAGCUGCGACAAGCACAUAUCAACUGGAGGCACUUGAUAGGUGGGAAGAUAUUGCCUGCACUGCAUUUGAGCAUUUCGAGAGUGAGGGAAACCGUGUGAUAUCGAUCGAAGAAUUAGCAAGAGAGCUAAAUCUUGGUCCUUCGGCGUAUUCAGUUCUGAGAGAUUGGAUUCGAAAUACUGAUGGAAAGCUUAGUUUACUUGGAUAUACAAAAUUUUUGCAUGGAGUGACUCUGCGGAGUUCUGUUCCAAGACCUCGUCAGUCUUGA